Harpegnathos saltator (Jerdon's jumping ant) is the source of this 989-nucleotide messenger RNA. It is a transcript of the gene Lamtor3, whose product is annotated as Late endosomal/lysosomal adaptor, MAPK and MTOR activator 3. Lineage: Eukaryota; Metazoa; Arthropoda; Insecta; Hymenoptera; Formicidae. The record is from RefSeq and is a predicted model, not a curated record. Gene Ontology annotation, biological process: cellular response to amino acid stimulus; positive regulation of TOR signaling. The coding region runs from base 357 to 731 and encodes 124 amino acids. Gene Ontology annotation, cellular component: Ragulator complex. The transcript is spliced from 3 exons.
UUGCCGGUUGCCGUCGCCAAGAAGUUAAAAGUUGGGCAACUCUCUUUUAGCAAUCGCAAAUCUGUAAAUCGUAAGAAAAAAUUGAUCAAUCACAAUUGAUUAUUCUUCGACCGCAAGGAGAAUAAUCGACUCUGGAUUGGUCAAUUUUCUUACAAUUUUGUGACUUAGGACUUCUAUUGUGGACCCCGCUUAACUCAAUACAUAUAUACAUAAUAUAUGGAAGCUGACUGAUGCGUCCGAUUCUUAUGAUUCUAUAUGUGUGAUAUUAUUAAUAUUUAGGAACAAUAUUUGCUACUGUAAUCAGUUACCAUUUAUAAAUUUUGUAUAUAGGUCUUAGAAUAUAUCAUUUUGAGGAGAUGACGAUGGAACUGAAGAAGUUUCUCUAUGGUUUAUUAAGUGGCAUAGAAGGUUUGUAUGGUAUAUUAAUUACAGACAGAGAUGGAGUACCUGUUGUAUCCGUGUCUGAUGAGAAAGCACCAGAGUUAGCUAUGAGAGCUAGCUUUUUAUCAACUUUUGGAAUGGCAACAGACCAGGGAAGUAAACUGGGUCUUGGGAAAAACAAAACUAUUAUAUGCAUGUAUAGCAAUUACCAGGUGGUGCAGAUGAAUAAGUUACCAUUGGUUGUAAGUUUCAUCGCUAGUCACAAUUGCAACACUGGUCACAUAUUGUCAUUGGAGAAUAAGAUUGAUCCUAUUUUAAGUAGUUUAAAAAAUGCAGUAGUGGAAGCCUGAUGGUUACCUGUUGUCCAUUAUGGGUGAUAAAUACUGAAUAUUAUUAAGAUGCAAACUUAUGAACCAUUGAGGAUAUCGCACGAAUAGUGCCUAUGUCACAAUGUUAGUACUUUUCCCAAUAGAAAACAACCUGUUUCUAUAUUUCUACUUGCUAACACUUUUACAUAAAUGUCAAAAGCGUAUUUUGUGGGCAGAAAUAAUUAUAGUAUUUCAUAACAAAAUCAGUGUAGUAUAGUUCUUUAAGAACUUUAGAGAUAU